CAGAGGGUCGCAAUAGGUGGGGAGUCCAGUGAUGUACAGCAGGAGUUUUUCGCCACUUCCAACUGCCUCCAAGUUGCUAUAUCUUCGCACCAACAUCGCUCUAUCAUUUUAUACAGGUCAGUCCACAUGAGUUCCUGCAGGCAGUUAUGAAGGCCAGUGAUAAGAGGUUUCAAAUUGGUGCACAGUCCGAUCCUGUGGAGGUUGUGUCCUGGCUUUUGAAUACACUGCAUGCAAAAUUAAGGAGCUCGAAGAAGGAAAAUAGGAGCAUUAUACAUGACUUCUAUCAGGGGGAACUUGAAGCUGUUAAGGAGAUCCAUAAAAUGACCUCUUCUGGAAAAGAAAGAGAAUGGUGAAGCGGAGAACCGCGUAGCUGUUUCAGAGGGUGGAGCAACAAAUGUGAAUGUCGUGGCAGAAGUGUCUAGAGUGCCAUUAUUCUUUGGAUAAAUAGCUCCAGGUGAUAAUGGUACCCCAACAAUUAUCAGUUUAUACGAGGUAUGAGAUUAAAGUGAGGGAGCAACAAGAAUCAUUAAGAAACCAGAGGAAAUUACAGGUCGGUACUGGUGUUCGUGCAGAAAAGAUAAGGACAUACAAUUACAAGGACAACAGAGUAACUGACCACAGAUUGAAGAUGAAUUUUGAGCUUACAUCCUUCCUUUCAGGAGAUAUUGAGACAGCGGUUCAGGGAUGUGCAGCCAUGGAGCAGAAGGAACUGCUGGAGGAAAUGGCCGAGUCGGUUGGUUGGACAGCUACUUGAUCAAAUAGUUUAUCUAUCCGAUUCUCGCUGAUAGCGAGCCUCUGAUUCCGGGUUCUCAAGAAACUUGAUCAAAGCGGCCUGAUCUCGCCAAUCCAUAUCCUAACCUCUCGGAAGUUGAUUCCUGAAGCAAUGAUUCUCGGAGAUUAUUGGCGCUCUUGUUGACAGGAAAUCACUUGUUUCUGUUCACAGACUUGAACAGUUACUCAUUUGUAGUGGCUAUUGUAAUUUUAAGCUGAAAUUUUGAUUGAGAAAUACAUUGUCUUUUGCUAAUGACCAAGUUGCCGAACAUACACGAA
Messenger RNA from Ananas comosus (pineapple), 1050 nucleotides. Its product is annotated as peptide chain release factor APG3, chloroplastic-like. NCBI's taxonomy places the organism in Eukaryota, Viridiplantae, Streptophyta, Magnoliopsida, Poales, Bromeliaceae. Gene Ontology annotation, molecular function: cysteine-type deubiquitinase activity. The record is from RefSeq and is a predicted model, not a curated record. Gene Ontology annotation, cellular component: chloroplast. The transcript is spliced from 8 exons. Gene Ontology annotation, biological process: thylakoid membrane organization; plastid translation; chloroplast organization. The coding region runs from base 461 to 754 and encodes 97 amino acids.